GUUCUCGUCGGACAUGUCUCCGCACUCCCCCGCAUCGACCUCCACCAACCACCCCGCAUCUGCCAGGUUCACCAGACGCAACCACACCGGAGCUUGAAUCUCACGAACCUCCACAAAGUGGCAAGCUUAUAACCUGCAGCAAGCUCAUACACAAGCAACCAAUCUAAUCAGUGAAGGCGUGCCACCCCAUCACCGGUCAUCGCGAUUCGAUGACGACCCUCGCGCCGAGCAAUGCCAACCCUUCUAAAGUAAAGCUAGAAACUCCCCUAGAAGGAUUCGACGAAACCGGAAUGCUUCUAGAAGGCCGCUAGAAAGGCACUAGAAGAUCACUAGAAGCUGCUCCGCCACCUCCACCAUCAUCUCAGGCCACCUCGAGGCCACCAGGCUGGACAUUCGCCGAACCAUGAGAGGCACUACCCUGACUAGCACAAGAAAAGCCGUUUCUACUCUGCCGUCUUGUUGACAUUGGCAUGCAGAUAGGUCGACGUGCCUCCUUGCUUUUGAAGUCGAGUUUAUGGAGGAGUUGCUGAGGAAAUCCAAGACUUCCCCGCGUGUCCAAGAACGCCCACGAUAAUUCUUGAAGCAAGUGGUGGCUGGGCGGACUUUCUAGUGGUGUUUGUUGAUACGAGUAGGCGAGUAAUGUGACUGUGACAUCUCAGAAUUACCAUUUUUGAUUUUGGGACCACCAUGUGAGUGUUAGUGUUGCCAGCUUCGAUGGCGAUGCCUGGCAACAGAUUUGCGGAUCAGGAGAAAUGUAUAUAUGUCAGGGAAAGUCCCCAGACAAAAUGCUGAUCUGAUUCAAGUCACCGAGAACAACUAUUCUCUGACAUCCAUUUCACAUUCUAUUUUCCUUCUACACAUAUCAGUUCCCCAUUACACUCAAGUUUGAAAGUCAACAUGGCUACCGAAGUUAGAGAUACCAAAGAUGACAUCGGUGUCAAAGGACCACAACAAAUUGAAUUCGCUGAAGAGGAUUUGAAGAGACCUCAAGGAAAGGUUGAUUACUCCGGUGCUCAGGAGAAGACUGAUCCCAGAGAAAUCGCCCUCGUGAAGAAGCUAGACAGAUGGAUCAUGCCCAUGCUAUGGUCAAUGUACUGGCUCAACUAUCUUGACCGAAACGCCAUUGCGCUGGCUCGCCUAAACAGACUCGAGGAGGAACUCAACCUCAAAGGCACAGAGUACCAAACAUGUCUCAGCAUCCUCUUCGUCGGCUACCUUCUCGGCCAAAUCCCCUCCAACAUGUUCCUCACCCGCACACGACCCAGUCGCUACAUGGGCAUCGCAAUGAUGGCCUGGGCUAUCGUCAGCGCACUCACAGCCGUCGUCCACAACUAUACCGGUCUCCUGCUCGUCCGUUUCUUCCUCGGAUUGACGGAGGCUCCGUACUAUCCCGGGGCAGUUUACAUGUUGAGUAUCUUUUACACAAGGAAGGAGAUCGCUACUCGUAUUGCGAUUUUGUAUACGGGGAACAUUCUCGCUACGGCGUUUGCUGGCUUGAUUGCUGCUGGUGUCUUCCAUGGAAUGGAUCACACUGCUGGUCUUUCUGGAUGGCAGUGGCUGUUUAUCCUUCAGGGUAUUGUGACCUUCUUGGUUGCAGUCAUUGGGUUCUUCUGUCUUCCUGACUACCCAUUGACCACAAGAUGGUUGACCCAAGAAGAGCGUCUCCUCGCUCAUGCCCGUAUGGAGGAAGACACUGUAGGCAACAAGGGCGACGCCAGCAUCUGGGCCGGUCUCAGACAAGCCGUCUCCGACCCCGUCGUCUGGCUCUUCGCAGCCAUGGCUCACAUGCAUCUGGCCGCCAACGGAUUCAAGAACUUUUUCCCAACCGUUGUUGAGACUCUCGAUUUCGGCCGCACCAUCACCCUCGUCCUCACUUGCCCACCAUAUCUCAUCGCAGGCGCAAGCACGAUCCUCGUAUCUUGGUUGUCUGGGAAGUACAACGAGCGGACCUGGCACAUCACUGCCUCCAAGUCCGUGGCUAUUAUUGGGUUCGUCAUCGCCGCCACCACGAAACCGAUCGGUGUGCGAUAUGUAAGUCCCUCUAACUAAUUCAUUCUCCCCAACUUCAAAAAACCCAAAACUAACAACCGCCCCAGUUCGCAAUGGUCGUCUUCUGCAUCGGCACCUACGCCGUCAACUCCCUCAUCCUCGGCUGGGUCGGUUCGACCUGCGGACAAACCAAGGAGAAGAAAGCAGCUGCCAUUGGUAUCGUCUCUACCAUCAUGAAUGCAAGCUUCAUCUGGACUCCGUAUCUGUGGCCCAAGAGCGAUGCGCCACAGUACGGUAUUGCGAUGUAUUCUUCUGCCGGGUUCUCGGCUGGGACGGCGAUCACUGCUUGGAUUGUGAAGUUUAUUAUGAAGAGACGGAAUGCGAAGUUGAGGGCGUCGGAGAAUGAGACGGACACUUUCUUUGUGUACUGAUCUUGCAUGUACUGGGGUAUUUGGCUGUGGUUUGCUGGGAUGAUAGGCAGGGUGGGGUGAUAAUGGAGACCUGGAUGGUAUGGACAGAUUAUUGUGCCCCUUUUUUCUUGCUGUCUGUAUCCUCUCCGUCGUCUCAUAGAAGCUUUGAUAGACUUAUUAUUAGCAGCCAGUCAGCAAUACUACAAGGAAUCGACUCCCACA
Molecule: messenger RNA, 2621 nt
Organism: Cadophora gregata
Lineage: Eukaryota; Fungi; Ascomycota; Leotiomycetes; Helotiales; Ploettnerulaceae
Exons: 6
Coding region: 898-2049 (383 amino acids)
Biological process (GO): transmembrane transport
Cellular component (GO): membrane
Molecular function (GO): transmembrane transporter activity
Source: RefSeq, a predicted model, not a curated record